AUGAUUGAAUUGAUGGACGUGAUCCUUCGAAAAGAGAAUUUCGACCUAAGACUUACACCGUAUAAAGUUCUGGCUACAAGUACUCGUCAUGGAUUAGUUCAAUUUGUAGAAUCAGUUUCAUUGGCUGAUAUUCUUCAUCGAUCAACCUUACUAGCCUAUUUACAGUUAAAAGCGCCUAGUCCAACUGGUCCUAUGGGUGUUCAAAAAGAAGUUAUGGAAACGUAUAUUCGUUCUUGUGCUGGUUAUUGUGUAAUUACCUACCUUCUUGGUGUUGGCGACCGUCAUAUGGAGAAUUUGUUACUCACGGCUGAUGGUCAUUUAUUUCACAUUGACUUUAGUUUCAUCCUUGGCUCUGAUCCGAAACCAAUGGCUCCAGAAGUCAGAUUAACACGUGCUAUGAUCGAUGCUAUGGGUGGUCCUAAUUCAAGUCAAUUUAACGAAUUUUGGAAGAUCACUUUUACUGCUUUCCUAAUUUUACGACGUCAUGCCAACUUGUUUUUGACUCUAUUUUCCUUGGUAUCGAAUACUGGGAUACAGAGUAUUGCUAGUGGACAGAAUAAUGCUUCUGAAUUUUUAAAAGAACACUUUUGUGUACACCAAUCAGAAGAGAGAGCUGUUAGUCGACUAGCCAAUCGUAUGACAGAAUCAAUCAAAGCUAUUGUACCCGAUAUUAUGGAACGGAUACACACUAUUGUACAGUAUAUGCGAAAUUAA
Heterobilharzia americana is the source of this 714-nucleotide messenger RNA. The record is from the annotation of a GenBank genome assembly. Lineage: Eukaryota; Metazoa; Platyhelminthes; Trematoda; Strigeidida; Schistosomatidae.